Molecule: messenger RNA, 2682 nt
Organism: Diabrotica virgifera virgifera (western corn rootworm)
Lineage: Eukaryota; Metazoa; Arthropoda; Insecta; Coleoptera; Chrysomelidae
Gene: Cp110
Exons: 6
Coding region: 192-2159 (655 amino acids)
Biological process (GO): centriole replication; centrosome duplication; regulation of cytokinesis
Cellular component (GO): centriole
Source: RefSeq, a predicted model, not a curated record
ACAGUGACAGUGACACAUAGAUUCAAAUAAAAUAACUACAGCAAUCAACAACAUUUUUUUUGUUUGUUUCCAUAGUUACUUUACUCCUUUGUUGAUUGUUAUGAUCGUUUUAAACCCUAGUUGGACUGUUGACAGUGUUUUUAAUAAACUACAGAUUUUUAAACCUAAAUCAAAAUUAAGCAACCUAAACCAUGACCGAAACAACUACAAAUACAGACUCGUUUGUGUCUUGCAUCAAAGUAAAAGGAAUCGAAUUGUUGCCUCCAGUGAUUAAUCCAGCACGUCGAUUAGAACUGCAGACAUAUAAACAACAGGCCAUAAAACUAGAAAAACGUCUCCGAAAUUGUAAGGAAUUGAAGAAAAAUCUACAGGAGUUAAUGUCCACCAAAAACCUCACCAGCUCCCCAUAUUUUGACGGAAACAGCCAUAUCGAAGCGUUAGGAAUUUCCUCGGCCAGGAGCAGCGUCCAACCAAAGAAGAAACCAAAUCUAAGUAGAGAUAUCAUUGAUGUUACCGAAUAUAGCAAUGAUGGCAUUAAGUUAAUCAAUAGAGAGGAAGAUAUGGUGUGUGAAUCUAGACAAGGCCAGACUGAUUUCAAUCAAGGACAGCUAUUAAGCGUCGGUGAUGCAUAUGAAAGUGAUUCAUCUUUAAAUAAGUCAAGCGAAAUACCUGUCUCCUCUGUGAUGUCAAGUGCUAGAGAACCGCAUUCACAGUGGGCUACUCCUGAUUUUAUUGGAAGUUGCGACAAUCAAGGUCAUUUUUCACCGAGAAAAUCUUCGAGCCCAAAACCGACAAGAUCCACACCACCUAGAAACAAAUCGAAAAGUGCUACAGCGAAACCAUCCUCUUCCCCUAAACCAAGACUGAUUAGAAGCAACUCUUAUACUCUCGAAUCACCGAGCCCGAUACUUUUGGCCCAUCUCCAGAAAUGCUGCAAGACAAAUCUAGAAGUGCCAGAAGCAAGUGGAAACCUUUCACGAGGUUGGACGUCUUUAGAGAAUAACUUUUCUCUAAAUAGUGAAGAUAGUGAAUUUAGCAGUUUAAACACUGUAUACAAUGCUAACUUGAGCAGUCAAACUGUUAGCGAUAAAGUGCCUUUAGAUGGAGUGGGUGACAAAGAGCUGAGGCUACAAAAGGAUACUGGACAGAAGUCUCCUACUAUUGAGGUGGUCCAAACUGACAUCUCUGUUCAGCAUAUAACUGUCAACGCCAAUAGUGAGAAUAUAGAACCUGUCAAAGGCACCUUGGACUUAACCAAUCCAGAUUGUCAAUUGAUGCAAGUUCUGAAGAAGAUACCAGAAGAUUAUUCAAAGCAGAUCAUAGAGCUACUGGAAAAACGUAGGCAAGAACAUCAAGAUAAAGUAGAAAAUUUUGGAAAACAAUUUAAAGAGGCUUCUUCGAAGGAUGAAGAUUUAGACGAUACCGACUCCAUUACUUCGGAGCUGUCAAGUUGGUCGAACUAUUGCGCAGUCGCGGACAAACUAACGGAGAUCGAGCUCCAAAAAAUGUAUCCAGCAGAAAAUAGGGCCAGUUCAACGAUUAUCAGUAAUAAAAAGUUUUUCGAAAACGAGACCUAUUCUGGGGAUAGUUCUGAUAGCGGGGCUUACCAAGUUAUCGAGAGUACCCAUAUGGAAAAAGAAAUUGGAGUCUUGGAUAACACCUUUGAUGUUGAUUCAAAAAGAAUCGAACAGAAGAGACCAGAGAGUAUGAAGAAAGUUUUUCUUCCUAAUAAAAGCAUUGAAACAGCUAACAAGGAUGCAGCUAAAAGGCGAUGGGCUGCGUGUAUAAUAUGUGCCUACGUCAAGGGGUAUUUGACUAGAAGACUACUUCACACCUCUCGGGUACAGUCUAAAAUCGACACGAUUAGAGACGCUGUCAUUUGCGCUCUUCAGCUCCACGAAGUCGAACAUUUUGACGAAGCAGACGCCGAAUUACAUAGACGACUGAUUAAUCAGGUCUCGGCAGCUUGUUACGAAAUCCACGAUAUAUUCUUCAACUUGCCUAUGUCCGAAAAGAUGGCGAUCAUAGCAACCGACCGAAAACGAUUAUUGGAGAAAGCUAGAAGACCGUCUUCCGCACCUGAAAUACCUCGAUCCUUAUCUAACUCCAGCAGGUCUUCGACCAAGAGCUUCCAUUCACAGACUUUGAUGAAGACUUGACGAACUGAAUUAAAAAUGUCCUUUGGUGCUGCUACUAGAGUCGGCUGUAUCGGCUCGGUAGUUUUUGUUUUACGAUGAACUGUUUUGAUGCUGACCUUUAUCAGAAGGCAAGAGUUUCAAAAACUUAACUGCAAGUCUUUUUUUUUCAUUCCACGCCUGCAAAUUCUAGAAAAAACGACGAAUCAAUGUUUUGUUGAGAAAAUUACAGUUUUAAAUUAUUUUUUGGUGUCUUUUGUUCGUUUCUAUUGAUGCAAAACAUAUCCAUAUUUAUCAGCCUUCAAUAGAAAUCAGUUCAUAAUAUUUUAUGUUUGUGGGCAUAGGGUGGAGUUGUAGCUUUUGCACUUAACUUAUACUAAAUUUAAAUUUUUUGAAGCAUUCCUAACGAAGCAUUUGACGAAAUUGACGAGUAUAUACCAAAUAUAUCAUUUUUUUAGCGUACUGACUAAACGACUUAGCUCUCAAAGACAAUCUAUUUUGUUACUUCCAUCGUUUUUUAGAGUAGACAAUAAAAAGUAUGUUUUAU